AUGGCCCUCGAUUAUCACAAAUUCAUGCACUUUUUAUCCUUGGAUCAAGAUUUUAUCUUCAUCUUAGAAAGUGCCACACACUUUUCAGCUACCAACUUUUACUUUGAAAUAUUACAGGGAAAUUCUGCUAAUAUUGCUGUGGGAUCCCAUGUUUGGGUUGAAGACCCAACUUUAGCUUGGAUAGAUGGUCAAGUUACACUGAUUAAUGGUGAAGAGGCUGAAAUUCAUACAAGCAAUGGGAAGAAGGUACAUUUUCAAUUUUUGGUCAUGGUUCUUAUAAUCACCAGUCUUCAUCAUCUGUUCUUUCUUAGGGAUCUCUCACUUUUUCCCAUUAUCAUAUACCUUAUUCAGAAUGUAUAUCCUGUCUGAAUAUGUUACCCGAAAGGCACCCUCUAAUUUUUUAUUCACUAGUGUGGUCAUUUCUUAUCUCCAUUAAAGAUUUUUGAUACGAGAUGUUCUCUCACUUUAGAAAUUGGUGGAUACAAUUAAUGUCUAUAGCGCUCUCUAUUAUAGUCCUUUAUGCCACGUUGUCUAACAUAUUUUAGCAAACUCCAACAUAUUGAAGGAGAGAGAGGCUGACACGAAAAUAACGAUAUGUAGGAAAACGUUUGAUAUGAUGAUGGUUUGCAUGCUAGGGUUUACCAGAGUAUUAAUUAACGGAAACAACUUGAGGGAUCGCAUGUUGUAGAUAAAACAUGAAAUUUGUUACCCCCACGAAUGAUGUUGAAUUAAAUCCCUUCACUUCCUUGUCAUUGCUGUGUUCUGAUGAGUGUCAUCGUAUCUAUCACUAAUCUACAGAUGAGUAGUUGAUGCUUUCAGGUUUGUACAAUGUCAAAUAGGAACAACUAUUUUUGACGCCUUAAUCAUGAACUAGAAUCAUUCAGUUCUCGCAUUGUGGCUUAUGUUUUCCCGCCCUUGGUGAAUGCUCUUUUUUUUCAUUAGACAUGUAUGAUCAGUUUACAUUUGUAGAAGCUGUUCUUACUUUCAAUGAUGAUAGUGAUAUUGCUUGAGAGUUUAGCACAUGAAAAGGAGAUUCCUAUCAUAUCUACUUAUUACCAUUGUUGUUUAUAUUAUAUUUAAAUUAUUUUUUUCACCAUAUCAGUGACAGUAUUUUCGAUAUUCUAGGUUAUUUUACAUUUAUCAAAAGUAUUCCCGAAGGAUAUGGAAGCUCCACCUGGUGGAGUCGAUGACAUGACAAAGCUUUCAUAUUUGCAUGAACCUGGCGUUUUGCAGAAUUUGUCAACAAGAUAUGAACUCAACGAAAUUUAUGUAGGCUAUUUUAUCUUCCCUUUUGUUUUAUUUAUUUACAACUUUCGAAAAAUGCUUGCUGUGUUGAAUCUUUAGUUGAUUUUAAUUCUAUUAACAUUGCUACUCCUAAAUUUGUGACAGACUUAUACAGGAAACAUUCUUAUUGCUGUAAAUCCAUUUCAAAGAUUGCCUCAUCUCUAUGAUUCUCACAUGAUGGCACAAUAUAAAGGAGCAUGUCUUGGGGAGCUUAGCCCUCAUGUUUUUGCUGUCGCAGAUGUUGCUUACAGGUGAUGAUCCUGCUUUUCCUCUUGGUUUAAUUGCAUAAAGUACAUUCAUUCUGAAUGGAAAUGUUAAAGCACCAAUGCAGUUGAAUGCACACAUUUCUAUUCAAAACUUUGAAGAUGUCCCCCUAUCAUAACUAGCAUGUUGAGAAUAAAAGUCGCAUCGAUUAGAGUUUGAAUUUUUUUUCCAAAUGGAAUGGUUCUCAUUGUCAUUCAAUUGACCCUUCCUGAUUUGGUUUCAAGGAGAUCUAUUGUCCUCCUUUAAAAUUGGGAAAAUAUUAUUGAGGAUUGCCUGAUCCCACUUGUCUGAAGGCCGGGCUAUACUGUGGGAAUGAAUGUUGGUCAGGGAUAUAUAACAAUGAGGAAAUGAAAAAGAGAUGAAGAACAGGAAAGAUGCAGAGGAAGAAGAAAGAAGAGAAGCAUGUCUCUGUCUCCCGCCUUGCUGUCUCAUUUUCUUUCUCCACCUCUGACUCCACUGCUCUAUUGAUUAUUUUUUCUUCCUUUUGCGUUUGCAAAGCUUGUCUGGUAGAAAAGAUAUAGGAUUCUUAUAAAGGAUUUUUCUGCAUAAAAUUUUAAAUCGCAUAUUUUCCUACCUUUUACUAACAAAAUUACCAAUGUUUUAUAAAAAUAAGUUUUUUUUCUCCUGUUAAUGUUUUUGCUAAUGUGGUGCUGUUUUUUAGGGCUGAUCUCAGUGUAUGUGAGUACCUCAUUGUGUCCUGUUGUCGUUUGAUGAAUGUUUUUUUUUUUUGCGAACAUACCUAAUUUUGGGGUAUUAUUUUCUUCCCUUUUAUCCCUUCGUUGCUAACUAAUUUAGUUAUACUUUAAUGUCAUUCAAUGACACAUCUGUCUGCCUUUCGUGUAGUAUUUUGCCGUUGAUGUCCUGAGAAGAGAAUCUAUCUGAUGAUCCCGUUUUCUAUUGUUGCAUGCUCUAUAUUCUUUAUGAGCAUCAGAUUUAUAGUAUUUUUCGCUGUCUCAGGGCAAUGAUCAAUGAGGGGAAAAGCAAUUCAAUCCUUGUAAGUGGUGAAAGUGGUGCCGGUAAAACUGAAACUACAAAGAUGCUCAUGCGUUAUCUUGCCUACUUGGGUGGGCGAGUGGCAACAGAAGGACGGACGGUAGAACAACAAGUUCUGGAAGUAAUAUGCUUGUUUUGACUUUUGGGAUUCAGUUCUUCUCAGUGAUGCCCUUUUAUCUCUUUAGAAAUUCUAUGUUCUUCAUGCUUAACAGCUGUCUCAAGUGAAUGAUGUUUCUAUUUUUUUCUGUGGUUAAAUUUUGGGCAUAAACUAGGGAAUACUUUUUCGAAACGAGCUGGAGUUUCAUGCAAAGUUUCUCUUAUUCUCGUUUGCAGUCCAAUCCUGUUCUUGAGGCUUUUGGCAAUGCAAAGACUGUGAGAAAUAACAACUCGAGGUAACUUUUGCGUUGUCUGAUGGAGUGGUAUUAAGUAUUCAACCUUUUUCGUCUUUAUGGUUUGAGUAUCCUUUGUGAGCUACACAAUUAAUGAAUCAUAUCAGGGAUUUUUCCUGAUUUUCAAUCAUAAAAUGAACUCGUUUUGAAGACUUAGCCAUUUACAUUAAUAAUUAUAUUCCUCAUGCAGCCGCUUUGGGAAGUUUGUUGAGAUUCAAUUCGAUAAACAUGGGAGAAUUUCAGGAGCUGCUAUUAGAACAUACCUUCUAGAGCGUUCCCGUGUUUGCCAGAUUUCUGACCCUGAGCGUAACUACCAUUGUUUUUACCUUCUUUGUGCUGCACCACAGGAGGUAUUUGUCUAAUUGAACAAUUUCGCUAUUGACCUUAGUAUUUCAUAGGUUUAGACAGUAGUUUCGAUAGUAGUCUGAAGGUUCUUCAUAAAUUGAUUAAUGAUUUCAUCAGGAGAUCGAUAAGUAUAAGCUGGGAAGUCCUAGUUCAUUUCACUAUCUGAACCAAUCGAAUUGCUAUGAGCUAGUUGGUGUGAAUGAUGCUCAUGAAUAUCUUUCCACUAGAAGGGCGAUGGACAUUGUUGGGAUCAGUGCCCAAGAACAGGUAAUUUGAAAUAUUUUUCAAUGUUUUUCAAUGUACUUGCAACUUAUAGACACUGGAAGAUGAACUUUGUGGUCCCUGAUUAUUCUUUCAGGAUGCAAUUUUUCGAGUAGUUGCUGCAAUUCUUCAUCUUGGAAACAUUGAUUUCACCAAAGGGAAGGAAAUCGAUUCCUCCAUCCCAAAAGAUGAAAAAUCUACGUUCCAUCUCCAAAUGACAGCUGAACUUCUCAUGUACCUCUUGAUCACUCAUUACUUUGGAAUUAUAAACGAUAUUUUAUAUAAUUGUGUUAAUUUAUUUUUAGGCUUUAUUUUCUAUUAGGUGUGAACCAAAGGCCUUGGAAGAUGCCCUAUGCAAACGUGUGAUGGUAACUCCAGAAGAAGUUAUUCAGAGGACUCUGGAUCCUCUGAGUGCAGUUGUUAGUAGGGAUGGUUUGGCAAAAACUAUCUACUCCCGUCUAUUUGAUUGGUGAGAUGAUAUUAUAAUAAUUAUUUUACCUGGGAGUCUCUUAUGACUGUAUUUUUGGUGAGGGUUUGCUCCAAUUCCGAGAGAAAAUUAAUUUGGAAACAAAGGCACAUGACCGUUAAAUCUGCAGGAUUGUUGAUAAAAUUAAUGUGUCAAUUGGACAAGAUCCAACAUCUAGGUCGUUGAUUGGUGUCCUUGAUAUAUACGGAUUUGAAAGUUUCAAGCAUAACAGGUAAUACUUCAUCUGAGAAAAUUUACUUCCCUGUCCAAGCUUUUUCUUAUGCUGUCCAUAUUUGAUAACGUUUUAAUGCAUGCUCUCUACUCUAAAAAGUUUUGAGCAGUUCUGUAUUAAUUAUACAAAUGAGAAGUUGCAACAACAUUUUAAUCAGGUAUUUUUCGUCGUCCUAGAAGAAAUUUAAGCUUGAUUUCUUCCCUUUCAGUAGUAGUAAUAAGACAUUAUUUCAAUUGAUUUUCUGUGCUUCAGCAUGUUUUCAAGAUGGAACAAGAGGAGUACACGAAAGAAGCAAUUGACUGGAGCUACAUUGAAUUUGUUGAUAAUCAGGAUGUCUUGGAUCUCAUUGAGAAGGUGUUUGCUCUUUUAUUCAUGUCCCAUGAUUAAAGGUCAAGAGAUGACUCUUAUCUUACGUCCAGCAUUUCUAGCAUGUAAUUUAAAAUGCUCGUUACUAUUGUUUUCUGGAGAACCACUUUUGUUCUAAAGGGAAACAUGAACCGGCCAUUAGAUAUGAUUUUUGCAGUAUGUGCUACAUAGUGUUCUGUCAAUUACUAGGAGAUCGAGUGAGCUACUAGGAGAAACGUUUAGUCUUUGUGAAUUUUAAGCUGUUCAAAUUCUGAACAUAUUCUAUCAAUGGAUAAUGGUUCAUAACAUAUGUUUUACAUAGUGUACACAAAUGAAAACUCCUGAAUGAAAAUUUUCGGAUGGAUAAUCAUAACGUUGAGAAGGGUGUUAUGGCAACAUCCUCUGUUUGUGAAGAACAUACUUUUGAAAGCUAUUGAUUGGCGAAGCCAUUUGGUGAUCUCCUUAGGCUUCACCAGACUGCUUUCGAGGGGGAGCCAAUAGCAUUCCAAGGAUGGAGCGGAAAUGGUCUGUGUUAUCUUUGAAAGUCAAUGAAUUAUUUGGACUUCAACCGAUCGUCAGUUCAAAAUGGUCCCUCUAAUCUUCUUCUCUUCCCAUUCAAUCACUGUUGUUCCUCGUAAUGGGCUUUUCUGAAUUCUACACAACAGAUGUUGAAUUCAUAAUCAUUAAUCAGGGAAAGAUUCGUUUUCAGUUAGCCAUGUCGUAUCAGAAUAUUGUUGGUCGACAUUAGCUAAAUGAAUUAAAGUAGCCAUCCCAUCAGUGAAUAAAACAGAGCUACCAGUAGAUAGAUCUUUCCUCAUUUAUGGUUGACCAAUAAGUCGUAGGCCAUCAAUCUUCGAAUGUGCUUGGAGAAAGUUGAAUCUCAGAGAUAACUUUAACCUGAACUAUUUUUCUUUCCUUUGCAGAAACCUGGCGGAAUUAUUGCUCUUCUUGAUGAAGCAUGGUAUGACAAAAUGGCUUUUGGAAAAUAGAUCGUUUGAGUGAUUUUGGAAAUGGAAGUUUGGAGUUUUAGAAAAUUACAGUUCGGAUUUCUAGAUUGUAGCUGUUUUACUGGCUUUUAUCUUCUCUAAUUUCAGUAUGUUUCCAAAGUCAACACAUGAAACCUUUUCUCAGAAGCUUUAUCAGAUCUUCAAAGCGCACAAACGUUUCAUCAAACCAAAGCUAUCAAGGACUGAUUUUACAAUUGCCCAUUAUGCCGGAGAGGUAAGCUUUAAUACAGGAGUAAUUUCCAGAUGAUAGCCAAAAGGAAGUCUUUGAGUGUUCAUGUUUUCCUCUUUGUCAGGUUGUGUAUCAAUCAGAUCAGUUUCUUGACAAGAAUAAAGACUACAUUGUGCCAGAACACCAAGAUCUUUUAAGUGCUUCAAAAUGUGCUUUUGUCUCGGGCCUUUUCCCUCCUUUACGAGAAGAAGCAAGCAAGUCCUCCAAGUUUUCUUCCAUUGGUUCACGUUUUAAGGUAUUUAAUACUUAUUUCAGACAUUCACUUCGUAUCCUAUAUAUCCAGAAGUACGUUCCUUUGCUUAUCUUCUCGUUUGUCCAUCUCUUAUGCAGCUACAACUACAGACUCUGAUGGAGACAUUGAACUCGACAGAGCCUCAUUACAUUAGAUGUGUGAAACCCAACAAUCUUUUGAAGCCUUCCAUAUUUGAAAAUGUGAACAUCAUGCAACAACUGCGCUGUGGUGUGAGUACAUUAUUCAACGUUAUUCUGAUUUUCUCCUCACUUCUUUGAUAUGGUGUGCUUAUAUAUUUGAAAACUUGUCUAUCGAAUCUUAUCAAAUGUGAAAAUCAUUUAAAAUUUAUAUAGUACUUCUAGCUUCUUUCUAAUGCUUCGUCUUAGCCUAAGAACGUACAAUCAAAAUGAGUCCAUUUUCAACUCUGUCCUAUACAAUAUGUUCCCCCCAUCCAUAAUAAAGGAUAAUUGACACGUCAAACGUCAUUUUGGCCUGUCGGCAGAAAAAUAAAAUAAUUAAAGUUGAAUUUACCUUCUUUGUGUGACAUAGUUUCCUGCCAAGCUAACACUAAAGCGAACAUCCUGUAAUCUUUUUGUAUUAGCGACAUCUGAAAUUCCAUUAGAGCAUACUGAUGAUGCAUUAAAGGAUGAAAUUGGAUUUUUUGUAUGCAUGAAUAGUGAAAUCAUGUAUGAAGGAAUUAUGCCUAGAAAGAGGAAAUAAAUUGAAUGACAAAGGCAAACAAGUAAGAACAAAAUGUGUCACAUAAUACUUUCUAAUGUUUCCUGGAGCUCUGAUAUUUCUGUAGCUCCACUUUCAUUUUUUAUAUUGACCUUACUCUCUUUACAUCUCAAAUUUCUUCUUAGGGUGUUUUGGAGGCCAUAAGAAUUAGCUGUGCUGGAUAUCCAACACGCCGUACCUUUUAUGAGUUUUUGCAUCGCUUUGGCAUUCUUGCUGCGGAUGUUCUGGAAGGGAAGUAAGUAUAAUGGACAAAUAUUAUUAUUCAACUUAAUUAUCCACCAAGUUAUUGUAUUAUCGUACCUGUUACCUUCUGGGAAUUUCUUAGUCAAUUAUAUAAGAAAUUUUUGUCCCACUGAUAUGAUCUCCUGUGGCAGCUGCGAUGAAAAGGUUGCAUGUGAGAAGCUUUUACAAAAGAAGGGCUUGAAAGGAUUUCAGGUGACUCUUUAACAUAUUUAAUGGCUGAUGCAAUAUUAUACCUGUUAGUCAACUCCACUUGGAUUGACAUGAAGCAUUUCUUAAUAUUUUGGUUCUUGCUAAUUAUUAUCAUGCUAAUAGCAAUUCGUGUCACCUUAUUCGUAGAUAGGCAAAACUAAGGUCUUUCUAAGAGCCGGUCAGAUGGCUGAGUUGGAUGCUCGAAGGGCAGAAGUCCUUAGUAAUGCAGCAAAAGCUAUUCAACGCAAAAUCCGAACACAUGUUGCUCGGAAACAGUUCAUUGCAUUGCGGAAAGCAUGUGUCUUGGUGCAGUCAUUAUGGAGAGGUUAGUUCAUCCGUUGUGUGAAUGGAAUUUUCAUGCUAAUGUCAUUAUAUGCCUCAAAAAGCAAUAUUUUGCAUCCCUAAUAAUUUGGUUUCAGGAAAAUUGGCUUGUAAGCUUUAUCAAAGCAUGAGGAGGGAUGCUGCUUCAAUAAAAAUUCAGAAGAAUUUGCGAAGAUAUGAGGCUAAGAAAGCAUAUAAACAACUGAGGGUAUCGGCCCUGAUCCUGCAAAUAGGUUUGAGGGCGAUGUCUGCCCAUAAAAAUUUCAGAUUUAGAAAGGAAACAAAAGCAGCGACCGCUAUACAGGUAUAUCUUUUCGUCGUGCUGCAUCUCUUAAGUUACAAGCGCCUUGGGCACAAAGUUGACGGUACAUGCAGGCUAAAUGGCGUUGUCACAGAGCUUCCUCGGAGUAUAAGAAGCUGAAACUGGCAUCUAUUGUUUCUCAAACUCAUUGGAGGGGAAGAAUCGCAAGAAAAGAACUAAGGAAGCUGAAACUGGUUAGUAAUAAAGGGAGUGACCUUGUAUUAAGUAUUAUGAAAAUUUUGUGUAUGGGUAAUUGGAUGGCAGUUUCACACAGACUUAUAAAUAUUGAAUUCGAUCUGGAGAUUGUGUCAAUAAUGUAGAUAUUAAUUAGCACUUUUAUAGUUGCUCACUUUUAUGAUCUAGAUAUUGGUUUGCUCAUGUCAAUAGAGUUGUUAUCAACAUGAGAGGCCAGUUUUACCAGGAGGAAAUCAACGGCACCAUCACACUGCGUGACGAGUCCAAAUGGUUAUUGAAUUCUUUAUUAAAGUACGCUAACAUAGGUUCAUGCUAUUGGACUCAUCGGAAAUGGGUUUUGGUGAUCAAAUAUCUACUUUCAGUUGGUACAUGUGUAAGAAUAAUCAUUCCUGAAUUGUAAAAAGGAAAAAUUGACGCAAAUUAAAAGGGAAAAGUGAUACAAGUUAAUCAGUUUCUAGCAAGUGUAUAAAUAUUUGUUCUUUCCCUUCUUUAAAUGCUAGAAUCAGUAAAAAUAAGUAGAAGUUAUUCUGAACGGAAUAUAGUCGUAACUUCCUAUUUUGGGGGUUGUUGGGGUUUUUUAUGAAGCAGUUAGCUCAUUAUUCAGUUAAUCUAGAGACUUUAGCUUGAUCCUUGAGAAAUCAUCGAACAUCUCUUUAUCCGUUUGAACUUGAAGGUCAUGUUUCUCCGCUUAGGCGUGUUGAACUUUUAGUAAGACUCUUGCAAAAUUGGAAAGAACCUUUGGAAAUGGAAAAAAAUAUUCUGCACAAAUGUUGCUCAUGCCUGCUUUUCGGUUCCUUCUUCCAUAAUCCAAGCUCGACGAUGGAAUCAAAAUUCCUCCAUUAAUAGGCUCAGGAUUCCCCUUCGCUCGUUAUGGAUUGGUAACAAGAUAAUCUUUUUUUUAAUUUCCUCAUCUAAUUACUAAUAGUUUAUAGCUAGUCAGUAGGUUACUUCUUAGGGAUGCACGCAUCUUUGGUUUCACGACCAUGGCUUAUUGUGUGCAUGCCAACUUAACAUUUUAAAGUUCAUGAGUUUUUUUUCUCUCAGGCUGCUAGAGAAACAGGUGCACUGAAAGAAGCAAAGGACAAACUUGAAAAGAAGGUGGAAGAACUCACCUGGCGUUUGCAAUUGGAGAAACGAUUAAGGGUAUUCCGUUACACAAUAUCUUGAUGUUAAAUCUUUAUCAGUUUUCUCUUAAUCGUAGGGAAUCUGUAAAUACUGAUUUUUGGCGUGUAUUACUGUAGACUGACUUAGAGGAAGCAAAAGGACAAGAGGUGGCGAAGUUGCAACACUCUCUGCAAAAUAUGCAAAUCAAAGUCAAUGAGGCAAAUGCGAUGUUGGCCAAGGAACGAGAAGCUGCACAAAAUGCUAUCAAUAAUGCCCCCCAAAUUGUGAAAGAAACACAAAUUUUGGUGGAGGACACCAAAAGGGUGGAAAGUUUGCAAAGAGAUGUGGAGCAGUUGAAGGUGAUUUUUCGAAACAUCCUUGAGACCAAGUACUGUGCGUUAUAUCAUUAUUCACUUAUUUAAUUUUUAUUUUUUCGUUUAUUGGGGAUAAUAUUUUGGUGUUUAGUAAAGCUUAUUCUUCAUGGGAUGGCAUUGCUGAACCAUGGAAACUAAAAAUUUGUAACUCCUAAAUUGUGUGUAAUUGAAAGGAGCCCAAGACGAUAACGAGGUACGUAUGGUGGGUACCACAUCCAUCAUUCCCUCGCUAGAAUAAGUUCAAUUACCACUUUUCUUCUUGAGUUGAGCGCUUUUGCUAGGCAGCAAUGAGGUUCCCUAAUGAGGUUGCAUGCCAGGUGAGAUACAUUUCAUAAAGUCGAUCAUUUACAUCCUAAAGGGACUCAGAAUUUCAUCUCUGAUGAAACAUUAAAGGUUAACCAAUAUGUGAGAGAGAAAGAUGGGGAACUAAGUAUAACUACUGCGUUGUUAUUAUUUUUCCUGUAUGAAUGUAUGGAAUUAGAUGUCUCAGUCGUUAAAUGUCGUUAACCUGUUUGGGAUGUUUACAGGUCUCACUGCAGAAUGAAAAACAAAGAGCGGAUGAUUCUGAUAAGACGCUGACUAAAGCUCAAAAUGGAAUCAUAGAAAGAGAAGCCAAGAUUGAACAAAUAGAAAGAAAAGCCAUUGGUCUUCAGGAGUCAUUGAACAGGUAAUAUUUGCUUGUUAGUGAUUUACGAAGCUUUUAACUUGUUUUGACAGCAGGCACUUGUUUUUUUAGCUGUUAACAACCGAAGUGCAUGACGUUUCAUUUAGGCACACCAUCCUAGGGAUGAUUUGCAUUCAACUAUGACUGUGCUCGUAGUGUUGAAAUUUCUGAUCGACUGAUAAUGAGAUGCCUAGAAAGAGUUUUCCUCAAAUGAGAGAAAAUUUUGGUGGCAACCUUACUACUUUCGUUGUUCUCUCAAAUUUUUUCAUUCUUGGAUUCCUUCAACAAAUAUCGUGAAAUUAAUGAUCUGAUUUUGCCUGGUGAGGAAAAUGGCAUUCAUUCUUUAUCAACAUUCUUAGUUUCCGGUGAUUAUCCAUGUUUUUUCGGCAUAAAUUUUGAUUACUAAAUCCAGAUAUCAGAUCAUUUUCAAUAUGGUCUUCUACUUACGGGACUGUAAACUCCCAUCAUGUUGAUGGUUUAUUUUCCAUCUAUAUCUGGAAUAUAAUUUGUUAAUUUAUUAGAAUUUUAGGGAAGAAUCCAUCAUCAUGUCGUUGUUUGACAUUGUGAGUGAAUUGGUUGAUCCUGAGGAAUGAUAAAAGUUUAGAUGUUAUAAGAUAGGAUCAAUAUUUUAUCUGAAUAAUCUCUUGAUUACCUCUCUUUCUUAGAGAUUACUAAUAUAAUCUCUUGUUUUCUAACCAGACUAGAAGAGAAACUUGCAAACCUGGAAUCGGAAAAUAAAGUCUUCCGCCAGCAAGCUGUGUCUAUGGCUCCCAAUAAGUUUCUUUCUGGACGUUCUAGAUCAAUACUUCAGGUGCUUAGACCACGCCAGCGGAUGUCGGUCAGAAUUUUUGAACUUGUAAUCGUGAUGAUGUUCCUUUGUUGCUUGGCAGCGGAAUGUGGAGAAUGGUCACAUUGUAAAUACCGAUGCAAAGGCAACUCCGGUUAGUCAACACUGGGCUUUAUGACUUGCAGACAAAAGUGAUAUGAUUAUUGUUGUGUUCUGGAAGCAUCUGAAAAAUGUAAGUUUUAGGACUCGCAUGGAAUUGGAUCCACCCCGAAGGAACCUCCUGAGGCGGAGGACAGACCACAGAGAUCACUCAAUGAGAAACAACAGGUAAAACAUAGCCUCCUAUUUGGUUGUGAAGUUUCUCUGUUCCUUCAUCAUUAUGUUUAUUAUAUGUACUGAGGUGUAGUAUCUUUCAAAUUCUAUUGGUACCCAGGAGAAUCAAGACCUGUUGAUCAGAUGUAUUGCACAACAUUUAGGCUUCUCACAGGGAAGACCAAUCGCUGCCUGUAUCAUUUAUAAAUGCCUUCUUCAAUGGAGAUCCUUUGAAGUCGAGAGAACUAGUGUUUUUGAUCGUAUUAUUCAGGCGAUAGGCCAUGCAAUUGAGGUUUGUAUCUCAGGAUCUACCUUUUCAUUCUCUUUUGGAAACCAUAAGGCUCCUUUUAAUUUCCACUUAUUGCACUGAAGACUCAGGAGAACAAUGAUAUCUUAGCGUACUGGCUGUCAAAUGCUGCUACUUUGCUCUUGCUGCUGCAACAUACCCUGAAAGCAAGUGGUGCUGCAGGAAUGGCUCCACAACGCCGUCGAUCAUCAUCAGUGACUCUGUUUGGGAGAAUGACUCAAGUUAGAAUUCAUUGCGAUUGUAUACUAGUUUGUGCCCACAUUUGUAAUUCUUCGUGAUGGCUGCUGCAUCUUUAGAUCACUUAACACUCUUUUAUUCACUUUGGACUUAGAGUUUUAGGGGAGUAUCUCCGGAUGUGAACCUUUCUUUCUUAAAUGGGACCUUGGCUGGUGGAGUGGAUAUACGCCAAGUGGAAGCCAAGUAUCCUGCUCUGUUGUUCAAGCAGCAACUUACUGCUUAUGUGGAGAAAAUAUAUGGAAUGAUCCGGGACAAUCUGAAGAAAGAGAUUUCUCCUUUACUUGGCCUGUGUAUUCAGGUAAUCAAGAAAUUCUGAAAUGCACCUGUGUUUUAUUCUUUUGCCUAGCUAAGAGGGCAGUUUCCUCGCAUCUCUUGCACCUGUGGUCUUCUUAGCAUCAUUUUCUUGACUUGGCAAGAGGUUUGUUGGUGAAGGCAUUAACGUUUAUCGAACGGACAGGCACCAAGAACAUCACGGGCAAGUUUAGUAAAAGGUUCUGUUCGCUCACUUGCAAAUGUGACGACUCAGCAAGCUUUGAUCGCUCACUGGCAAGGGAUUGUGAGGAGUCUUUCAAGUUUUCUGGAAACACUCAAGUGUAACCAUGUCAGUAGUCUCUCCUCUUAUCUUUGCAUAGCUAUUUAUGCGAAGAAAGUGAAUAUAAUAAAUAAUUUCUUCAUGCCGUGAUCUUUCAAAUUUAUAAACUUGAGCUUGGAAGCCGUAUCUGAUGGUUUUCAUUUAUCUUCAUGCCAGGUUCCUCCCUUUUUAGUUAGAAAAGUGUUCACACAGAUAUUUUCAUUUAUCAAUGUGCAACUAUUCAAUAGGUACAUCUUUCCUACAACAGUUUUAACAUGAGAGCUAGCUGUGUUCAAGCAGUCACUCUGAUGCUCCUCUUUCCUUGACAACUAUAGCUUAUUGCUAAGGCGAGAAUGCUGCUCCUUCAGCAAUGGCGAAUAUGUCAAAGCAGGGCUAGCAGAAUUAGAGCAUUGGUGCUACAAAGCGACUGAUGAGGUACCUGGUUGAUAAGAUUGCUGAAUAUGAAUCUAUCUGAUGACAAUUAAAACACGUGGAUGGGGCUUUGAUUCUAUCUAUAUGAAUCUAUGAAUACGAUUUUUUUCAAGUUUGAAUAGCUAAAUGAGAGUUACCAUUAUGAAAGAUUGGAAAGUGUGAAUGAUACAAAAUCUAGAUACUUAUCGUAGCAUAUUAGUGGUAUGUUAGGAAUCUAUGAAUUGCUGGAUUUACUUUUUUAACAAAUUUUCUUGUCUCCUGAGCCAAGUGCAAAAUUGCAGUAUGCAGGUUCUGCAUGGGAUGAGCUGAGGCAUAUCAGGCAGGCUAUUGGUUUUCUGGUAAUCACUACCGCGGCUCUAUUCUGUACUUGAAAUACACUCUUUGACUUAACUGGGAUAGAUGGUAACCAUCAUAGUGGGCAGCGAAUUUUAUUGGAUUGUUGUCACCGGAUCAUGUGAUAGGACAGAACGAUGGGGACUCGAGACACAGGCGACUCUCCCUGACAACAUGGGUUACUGCUGGGUAGGAAAGUUACAGGGGAUGUUUGUCCUCCGAUUUUCUUUACCAUUUUUCCUUACCUGGUGCCAGGUUUCCCAAGGCAUCGUUGAGAUACGGAGACAUUUGGAACUAUGUUUUUCUUGAAUGCUGAAAAAAUUAGGAUCUGCCCGGUCGAAUCGUUGUUUCUGUGAGCACGGAUUUGCACAUUUCUGCUUCUGAACCUCCGUAAAACCUGUUGCCUUACUAGGUCAUCCACCAAAAGCCAAAGAAGACGCUGGAUGAAAUAAGUCACGACCUUUGCCCCGUGAGCGGACUCCUCCUUCUCCUCUCAUUGCUUCCGUGGGUUCUCUUCGCCUGAGCCAGCCCUUGCACCCUAACUACGCCCCGGUGGUCUGCAGGUCCUCAGCAUACAGCAGCUGUACCGGAUCAGCACAAUGUACUGGGACGACAAGUACGGAACCCAGAGCGUCUCCUCAGAUGUAAGACGAGUCGGACCCGCCUCUUCAUUUACACAAGGGUGUUUGCUGGUCUUCACGACUCCCUGACUUUGCUUAGACGUUCCCUCGUCCAUGGCACCCCUCCUAUUCUCCAGGUUAUAUCCAACAUGAGGAUUCUGAUGACCGAGGACUCGAACAAUGCCGUCAGCAACUCUUUCUUACUGGACGACGAUUCCAGGUAAGACCCUUUUAGUUUUUCUUUUUGACAUAACAUAUUAGCUCACUGGUUCGUUCCUCCUCCCCUGCCUGCAGCAUACCGUUUUCCGUGGACGAUUUUUCCAAGUCCAUAGAACAGGUUGAUAUCUCAGACGUAGAACCACCGCCUCUGAUCCGUGAGAACUCGGGCUUCGUGUUCUUGUUGCCUCACUCUGACUGA
This is a messenger RNA of Spirodela intermedia, 14193 nucleotides long. NCBI's taxonomy places the organism in Eukaryota, Viridiplantae, Streptophyta, Magnoliopsida, Alismatales, Araceae. The record is from the annotation of a GenBank genome assembly.